AUGAAGCCCAAUCCCCAAGUCUUCCCCGAACGCCCCCAUUCCUCUCCCUCCUCAACGCCAUCCCCCAACUACAGUAAUCCUUGCGUUCCCAGCUUCGUAACCAGGGAAGAGCUCAAGGACAUUCUGGUGGAGGUCCUCCGAAUGAAAGAAUCAUCGGGCCCUUCACAAUCUACUACAAAGUCUGGUGCUCCUGGCCCAACCGCCGAACUAGACACAGAAGCGAACGAGAAUGAAUCGACCAAAUGGCCCGAGCAUCAAAAGUGGAGUACACAACCCUGGAACAAGAAGCAGCAUCUUUACGAGAUUGUGAAAGAUGUCGUGGACCCGUCGGACCCGUGCGACAAAUACAAAGAAUAUAUCAAGACCUACCUUGACUAUAAAUCGCCCGAACUUGUGGAUAUCCUUCGACGUGUGUUGCUAGAUGUAAGGGCUGUCAGUUUGCGGGAAGAUAAGCCAUCGGUGCCGGUUGACGUCCUCUUCCAAUUUCUACCGGAGCUCGAGGAUUUAUACAAAACCCUUGAAGCCGAUUCGACUGCUGGAAAACAUCUUUACCUGCUUACUGAAUUCUUGAAAAGACACUUCUCUCCGUUGAGGGAUCGCUUAAACUCCCUGUUGGACCAUCAAGAGAUUACUUUUGAGCUCCUCUGGGCAAUGUUCAAGCCAAAUGAGCUUAUCUUUAUGGUUGAUCCAUGUUCCGAGCAGCCUCGGUGUUUCGUUUAUGACUCGGGGGAUCACUUCGAGAUUGAAUAUCGGUCGCUCGACUACGACGGAAAGGUAUUCGGUGAGGUGACAACGGUGCUUCAGAUCCCGAAAUUUCGAUCCGCUAGAAAGAUAUCCGACCUGGGGGCCUUCCCUCUGAAAUUUCAUAAUCGCAAAGCCAAAAUCGAGGUUGAGCUCUCUGAGCGAGGCCGCAAGUUCAAGGGCCUUAUGGCGUCGCCUACAGCGAAUAUAAAGGUCUUGCCCAUCUCAAGACGAAUAAAGGCCCAUUCAAAGAAAGACCAGAAGACGGUGAAGCCUCUAAAUCUAGAUGCCAAGAACAUGACAGGCAAGGAGUACAUCCUCUGCAGCCCCAUGGUCCUGGGCUUCAGUCUCAGCAAAAGGGUGUGGGCGGAAUUCGCCAUUUCAAAUAUCCGUCCCAUCGACUGGAGCCAGCUAUCCUCGUUCGAUCACUUGGAGAUCCCUAAAGAAAAGAAAAUCAUGAUCCAGAUGAUGGUGGAGAGCUACAGGCCUGGCUCGGAGAUAUCGUCCUUCGAUGACAUCGUCGUCGGAAAAGGGAGAGGCCUCAUAUUCUUGUUGUACGGGCCUCCUGGAGAUGGGAAAACCUUGACAGCGGAGAGCACUGCGGAUCUCCUGAGAAGGCCACUCUACUCGGCAUGCGCUGGCGAUUUCGGAAUCAAAGCAGAUGAUCUGGAAGAACAUCUGUCUCGAGUCCUUGACCUUGUCCGUCGCUGGGAUGCGAUAUUGCUUCUAGACGAAGCUGAUGUCUUUCUGAGCGAACGCAGCGUCAACGGCCUGCAUCACAACGCUCUCGUCUCUGUGUUUCUCCGUUCGCUCGAGUAUUUCGAAGGGAUCACGUUCCUUACUACCAACCGGCACACCACGCUGGACCCGGCAAUGCAAAGUCGGAUACACGUCAGUAUAAAAUAUGAAUGCCUGAGUUGGGAAGCCAAAUCCCGAGUGUGGAACAAACAAUUGAGCAAUGCUGGUGCAAAAAUCUCGAGAAAGGAGUUGGAGAAACUGAUGAAUAAAAACUCAAAUGGGCGACAGAUCAAGAACAUUGCCCGAGCCACGUUUGCACUGGCUAAGGGAGGGGCGAUCACCACCACGCCUAUCGAGACAGCUCUGAAAUGCGCCGAAGACUUCGAUCAGGACUUCCAUGACGCGGGAGCGCUAGAUAAUAUGAGAGCAUAUACAUGA
Molecule: messenger RNA, 1917 nt
Organism: Paracoccidioides lutzii Pb01
Exons: 10
Coding region: 1-1917 (638 amino acids)
Molecular function (GO): ATP hydrolysis activity; ATP binding
Source: RefSeq, a predicted model, not a curated record